AUGCGGAUAUACCGUUUCGUAAAAUGGCGGCUUGAGGAGGCUCAGGUAGGCGACGGAACAAACAUUAAAAGAGCCAGUGGGAUGGCGAAGAGGAUUGCCGAUAAAGAGCUAACGGACAGGAACUGGGAUCAGGAGGAGGAAGGGGAGGAGGCCGGGACCUUUUUGGUUGCCAGUGAAGAUGUGCUGAAGAGUCGAGCCAUUAAGAAGGCCAAACGCAGAAACACUGGAGGAGAGGGAGAGAGUGGAGCCGCUUUUAAAGGCUUCAAAGGCUUCUCCCUGACGACGGCGGCGCCCGUGGCAACGCCGGCCUCGACUCCCGCCCCCUUCCCAGGCUUUUCCAACAGUGGAGGGUUUAAAGGUUUCGGCUCCCUGACCAACGGGGACAGCUCCACUCCCUCUUUUGGGAGUUUCUCUUCUCCAACGUCUUCCUCUGCUGCUUCUGGUCUGAUGUUCAACGGGCCGUCCUCCACGAAGCCCGGCGCCUCCGGCUCCUCCCCCUCCGGCCCCGCCGUUGCCAUGGCGCCCGUCUCCGGGCAGACGAAUGGCUCCGCCCCCCUCCCUUCCCCGGCCCCCGGCGGCCAUCGGGAGUACAGCCGCCAGCUCACGGCCCUGAACUGCUCCGUCCGGGACUGGAUCACCAAACACGUGAACGACAACCCCCUGUGCGACCUCAACCCCAUCUUCCGCGACUACGAGCGUCACCUAGCAACCAUCGAGCGCCAGUACGGCGCCGGGUCCCCUCUUCCUCCCCCCUCCUCUUCCUCCUCCGGGGGCCCGGCCCUGUUCUCCUUUAGUAAAAACCAGGACUCGGCCCCGAAAGCCCCCGGAGUCACGUUCAACUUCGGACAGAAGGUGGACAAAUCCGCCCUCCCCUCCUUCCCCUCCUCUUCCUCCUCCUCUUCCUCCUCUUCCUCCUCUAGCCACGCCUCCCUGUUCGGCGCCCCGGGACCCGCGGCGCCGCUCGCCUUCGGUGGAGCGAAAACCGAAGUCGCACAGCCGGAAGCAGAUAAAAAUGAAGACGAGGAGUCGGAGGAGCCGCCCAAACCGGAGGUGAAAGAAGUGAAGGAAGAUGAUGCUUUCUACUCCAAAAAGUGUAAAAUGUUCUACAAAAAGGAGUCUGAGUUCAAAGAUAAAGGCGUGGGAACCCUCCACCUGAAGAACACCUCCGAGGGGAAGACUCAGAUGAUCAUCCGGGCUGACACAAACCUGGGAAACAUCCUGCUGAACAUCAUCGUGCCGCCCGCCAUGCCUUGCUCGCGGGUGGGGAAGAACAACGUGAUGGUGGUGUGCGUCCCCAACCCUCCUCUGGACGAGAAGAGCCCCAGCAGCCCCGUUUCGCUCCUCAUCCGGGUCAAGACCGGCCAGGACGCCGACGAGCUCCACAAGAUCCUGGAGGAGAAGAAGGGCUGA
Messenger RNA from Menidia menidia (Atlantic silverside), 1410 nucleotides. Lineage: Eukaryota; Metazoa; Chordata; Actinopteri; Atheriniformes; Atherinopsidae. The record is from the annotation of a GenBank genome assembly.